Molecule: messenger RNA, 4593 nt
Organism: Panicum virgatum (switchgrass)
Lineage: Eukaryota; Viridiplantae; Streptophyta; Magnoliopsida; Poales; Poaceae
Product: homeobox-leucine zipper protein HOX29-like
Exons: 28
Coding region: 1882-4428 (848 amino acids)
Molecular function (GO): DNA-binding transcription factor activity; DNA binding; lipid binding
Source: RefSeq, a predicted model, not a curated record
CGGAGGCCUAGACCCGUUUCGAUACUGAGAGGGAGCCUUCACUCGAAUAAAAUGGAGGUGGCGACGGCGACGGAGGCGUCGGCACCGGCGGCGAGCGGUGGCGCGGCGCCGCAGAACCACCCGUUCCCGUGGCUCGACGCGGCCAUCUCCGAGCCCUACUACUUCCUCCACCUCCUCGCCUUCUUCUCCUACUUCGCGGCCCGCAGCGCGGCGCUCGCCGCCGACGACGGAGGGGAGCUCCACCACCGCCUCCUCCGCCGGGAGAUCCAGGCAGUGCUCGUGUUCCUCGUGCUCUUCGUAGUGAAGAUUGUGAAAGAGGAAACCUGGGAAACAUUCAUUGCUGAUUCACUGCUCUAUGCAAAGGGCUUAUUGCUGGCAGUUACUUUGGUUAUCGACUAUUGGUUGGCCCUUGGCUACUUUCUGGGAUUUGUUGUUAUAUAUGCUGUAGCUCAACAACCACCUUAUGAUGGCCUAGGCCAUUCAAAUCACUUGACCCCAUUGCAACUUGAAAGUCUGCUAACUGAAGAGCCAACAUCACGAUUUUGGCUGGUUGAAUUCCGAACUUCGUUUUCAGCAACGUGUAUACAAGCAAGCAGUGUUCUGCCUGAACUCUCUAAUAUAUACUCCAACAAGAACAUCUCUUUUGGAAUAAUUGACCUUGGGCAUUUUCCCAAUGCUGCAGCAAAGUUUGGCAUAUCCAUGUGGGAUCAUCUUCCCACUUACAUAUUGUUUGACAAGGCGACUGAAGUUGCUCGGUUCCCGGAAGUAACAAGUGAAUCAAAAGUAUUUGUGCCAAAAGUUACUAAGAAACUUCUUUGCCAGCAUUUUGAUCUUGACAGACGAUUGAUUGAAUACCUAUCUACCUGAUCCAUCAUCUAUCCCAGAUGUCUCAAAAGGAUAGGGGGCAUUUCCCUUUUGUCGUGGAACCGGACAUCUGUGUGGCAACAAUCACUUCAGGGUAUCUUGAGGCUUGUAUUGCUUAUGCCCUUUUAAUCAAGGCUUUGUUAUGUGGUGGAAAACGCGAUUUAAAUCUUACCAUCUGUCAGCUACUGAAUUAUGGAAUUUUUACUGCCCUGCAGAGAUUUUCUGUAAUGAUUUGCCGAUUAUGUUUUAUCACUGCAGCAGCAGUCAAUUCAGACACCAUUCAUUUCCACUGAGCAGGGGUGCCCCGGAAUUUGUUGGCCACCCCACCUUUUCCGAGUGUUAGUGGCCUGCACGGUGGCAGAAUUGAAGUUGCAGGAGGCAGCACGGAACCAUCGUUUUCGAGAAAAUUAUUGGCAGCAGAAGCUGGGAAGCGGCAGCGGGGCUCCACGGCCGAUUCCCCGUCGCGUUUAAAGAAGAAGGCGAAGCGGCUCGACCGUGUGUGAAGCCCCCCAGCUCCGGCCCGCUUCCAAAGGCUCCACCACCAAUCCUCCUCGUGCUUGCCGAUGUCCGGGCGGUAGAGGAAAGCGGCACCGGUGCUCCGGCCAUGGCCUCUCGCCCCCUCCGCCCAUGACCCCAUGCCAUUCUUCUACUCCUACCAACGCCCCAGCCACAUGCGUCGUCGUCCUUUUCCUCUCCCAACUUGAUCCCCACGUCGCCAAUGCUCGCGUGCCACGACCAGCAGCGCACGGGUGGAUAGAGCUACUAGAUAGAGCUGAGCUGACUGCUAUUCUGAGUCUGAGCUCGCACAGGUAGUAGUACUAGCUAGGCUGCUAGCUACCAAGCUCUACUCCCGCCAUAGCUCUAGCGGAGACGUUGGUGAGCUGCUAGGACGACUAGGAGGUUAAAUUUGGGCGGGUGUGGGUACGGUGGUGCCUGAGUUCUUGGGCAUUGCGGCGGCCGCCGGCGGGCCGUGUCCGGGGAGAUAGCUAGGGAGAUUUCUUGUGUCGAUCGUCGUCUAUGGUGACGGCGAAGGAGGCCGCGGCGGCCAUGGACGCGAGCAAGUACGUGCGGUACACGCCGGAGCAGGUGGAGGCGCUGGAGCGGCUCUACUACGAGUGCCCCAAGCCGAGCUCGCUGCGCCGCCAGCAGCUCGUCCGCGACUGCCCCGUCCUCGCCAACGUCGACCCCAAGCAGAUUAAAGUCUGGUUCCAGAACCGCAGGUGCCGGGAGAAGCAGCGGAAGGAGUCGUCGCGGCUGCAGGCGCUGAACCGGAAGCUGACGGCCAUGAACAAGCUGCUCAUGGAGGAGAACGACCGCCUGCAGAAGCAGGCCUCGCAGCUCGUCUACGAGAACGGCUACUACCGCCAGCAGACGCAGAGCGCGGGGCUGACGACGACGGACACGAGCUGCGAGUCGGUGGUCACAAGCGGCCAGCAGAACGUGGCGGGGGCGCAACCGCAGGCUCAGCCGCGCGACGCGAGCCCUGCUGGGUUGAUGUCCAUAGCGGAGGAGACAUUGACGGAGUUUCUGUCCAAGGCCACCGGGACCGCCGUCGAGUGGGUCCAGAUGCCUGGGAUGAAGCCUGGUCCGGAUUCCAUUGGAAUCAUUGCCAUCUCGCAUGGCUGCGCGGGCGUCGCUGCGCGAGCUUGCGGCCUCGUGGGCAUGGAGCCUGCCAAAGUUGCUGAGAUCCUCAAGGAUCGGCUGUUGUGGCUACGCGAUUGCCGUUCCAUGGAAGUGGUGAAUGUUCUGCCUGCGGGUAACAAUGGCACAAUUGAGCUUCUCUACAUGCAGCUCUAUGCCCCCACGACACUGGCACCAGCUCGAGACUUCUGGCUGUUGCGGUACACCUCCAUUCUUGAUGAUGGAAGUUUAGUGGUGUGUGAAAGGUCGCUCAGUAGCAAGCAAGGUGGCCCAAGCAUGCCGCCUGUCCAGCCUUUUAUCAGGGGUGAGAUGCUUCCUAGUGGGUUCUUGAUUCGGCCUAGCGAUGGUGGAGGAAGUAUCAUACACAUAGUUGAUCAUAUGGACUUAGAGCCUUGGAGCGUGCCUGAAGUUGUGCGUCCACUUUACGAAUCCUCUGCAAUGGUUGCCCAGAAGACGUCUAUGGCGGCUUUGCGCUAUCUUAGGCAGGUUGCGCAUGAAGAUACCCAUUCUGUAACUGGAUGGGGACGGCAGCCAGCUGCUUUACGGGCUCUGAGCCAAAAGCUCACCAGAGGUUUCAAUGAAGCUCUCAAUGGGCUUGCUGAUGAUGGAUGGUCUGUGAUUGAAAGCGAUGGUGUUGAUGAUGUUUGUAUCUCAGUUAACUCAUCCCCGAGUAAAGUUAUCAACUGCAAUUCAGCUUUCAAUAAUGGAUUGCCCAUAGUCAGUAGCAGUGUUCUCUGUGCAAAGGCAUCUAUGCUGCUUCAGGAUGUUUCUCCGGCAGCGCUCCUACGGUUUAUGAGGGAACAGCGGUCACAGUGGGCUGACAAUAAUUUAGAUGCAUUCUUUGCUUCUGCAAUGAAACCUAAUUUCUGCAAUUUGCCUAUGUCUCGCCUUGGAGGAUUCAGUGGUCAGGUCAUACUUCCUUUAGCCCACACAUUUGACCCUGAAGAAUUCCUCGAAGUCAUCAAAUUAGGAAAUGCCAGUACUUACCAAGAUGCACUCAUCCAUCGUGAUCUGUUCCUGUUGCAGAUGUACAACGGUGUAGAUGAGAACACCGUAGGCACAUGCUCAGAGCUCAUUUUUGCACCUAUAGAUGCAUCCUUCAGCGAUGACUCCCCUCUCCUGCCUUCCGGUUUCCGCAUCAUUCCCAUCGACUCUCCUCUUGACACAUCUAGCUCCAAGUGCACGUUGGACCUUGCCUCCACCCUCGAGGUUGGCACGCCCCGGAGCCGGAUAUCUGGCAGUGGUUCCGGGAACGCAGCUUGCGCCAGCUCCAAGGCCGUCAUGACGAUCGCGCUCCAGUUUGCCUUCGAGAGCCACCUGCAGGACAGUGUUGCAACCAUGGCUAGGCAGUACAUGCGCAGCAUCAUCGCAUCCGUUCAGAGGAUCGCACUGGCGCUCUCAUCUUCGCGCCUUGUUCCUCAGGUCGGUGGCAUCAGCCACGCUCCAGCCGCCGCCUCAGCUACUCCCGAGGCAGCCACGCUCUCUAGAUGGAUUUGCCAGAGUUACAGGUUUCAUUUUGGGUCUGAGCUCAUCAAAUCUGCUGAUGCCAGUGGCUGUGAAGCAGGGCUAAAAGCACUUUGGCAUCAUGCCAGUGCUAUACUAUGCUGCUCAUUAAAGGCCGUGCCGGUGUUCACGUUCGCGAACCAGUCUGGGCUCGACAUGCUGGAGACGACGCUGGUGGCGCUCCAGGACAUCACCCUGGAGAAGGUGUUGGACGACCAGGGGAGGAAGAACCUGUGCGCGGAGCUCCCCGGCGUCAUGGAGCAGGGGUUCGCGUGCAUCCCCGGCGGCCUGUGCGUGUCGGGCCUCGGCCGGCCGGUGUCGUACGAGAAGGCGCUGGCGUGGAAGGUGCUCGACGACGACAGCGGCGCGCACUGCAUCUGCUUCAUGUUCGUCAACUGGUCCUUCGUUGCAUCGAUGUAGGUCGCUUCGGGGGAAAUCGCACGCGUUAGAUUCACACAUUACGGUGGUGUAAAAUGUUUUUGGUUUGAGCAAAGAAGAAUGUAAAAUGGUCGAAGAACCUAAAUAGCGCUGUACUGUAUUUUGGAUGAGUGGAGAUGGAUUUUGUUCAAUGCACUUACCAUCUUG